AAUAUUUGGGAAGAGCCUUCAUUUCGUUGGGAUUUUAAUUUGUUUUUCAGCGCAAAACCCUAUCAAAAACCUUCAUCCCCUUCCUUAUCUCUAGAAUAUCCCCACUCCCUAAACUAAACUACCCUUUCUUUACACAAUGCUAGUUGUGGCAUCAACAACACCCUUUGCAUUCUAUCAUCCUCAGCACAACAAUAAUUCCUCUCCUCCAUUUCUUAAAACAAAAGAUUUCGCAACUACUAGUAAAUCCCCCCUUUUUUUACAACCAUCAUUAAUUCAAUUAUCAUCAUCUAGUACCAGAAUUCCCCUCUUACCACUCGCUACACAACCUUCCGCUGGCAAAUUCCUCAGACAGGAUUACCUUGUUAGAAAGUAUUCCGCUAAAGAGAUUCAGGAGCUAAUCAAAGGAGAUAGAAAUGUCCCGCUGAUAAUCGAUUUCUAUGCCACUUGGUGCGGCCCUUGUAUAUUGAUGGCUCAAGAGCUUGAAAUGCUUGCAGUUGAGUAUGAAAGCAAUGCCAUGAUAGUGAAGGUUGACACUGAUGAUGAGUAUGAAUUUGCACGUGACAUGCAGGUUUGGGAUUUGAAGACUACUGAUUGUCUACAAACAUUCAAGCCACCACCUCCAUUGAGGGGUGGUGAUGUUUCUGUAAAUUCCGUUCACCUUUCCCCCAAAAAUUCUGACAAUGUAAUAGUUUGUAACAAGACAUCAUCCAUCUACCUUAUGAUUUAA
Messenger RNA from Erigeron canadensis, 727 nucleotides. Its product is annotated as thioredoxin-like protein CITRX, chloroplastic. Gene Ontology annotation, cellular component: thylakoid. NCBI's taxonomy places the organism in Eukaryota, Viridiplantae, Streptophyta, Magnoliopsida, Asterales, Asteraceae. The coding region runs from base 137 to 727 and encodes 196 amino acids. Gene Ontology annotation, biological process: plastid organization; cell redox homeostasis. The transcript has 5 exons. The record is from RefSeq and is a predicted model, not a curated record. Gene Ontology annotation, molecular function: protein-disulfide reductase activity.